AUGGACUAUUUCACACUGAUCAAAAGUAGAGAUUCAUGCCAACCUGAGCGAGCAAUUGAGCCAUCAACCAGCUCUAGUACCAGUAGCACUCCUAUUGACCAUAUGAAUGACAACAGUAUUCCAGGUGACUUCAAUGGUGAAGAUGGGGAGGCUGAAGAAAGGGACAGAAAAGAUAUGUUUGUGCCCACCAGGAAGAGAAAAGAUAAACCAAGUGAUUCACAGUCGAUGUCCAAAAUUUUAAAGAUUGUUAAAUAUAUGAGCGAAAAUGAUCCAACAAAGGAACUCUUGCAAUUCAUGAAAGAAGACGCGGAAAAAUCAAGACAAACAGAACUGGAGCUUCUCAAGCUCUUGUCCAAUCAAGCUCAGGCACCACAAUAUGUUCCUGCAGGCUAUCUACAUCAACCGAUUAUUCAUCACAACAAUCACCCUCAACAACAAAUGUACCAACAAAGCCCGACCCCACAAUGGAGAAAUGGUGAUUCACCCAUUUCUCAAACACAUCCUCAUAUCCCCACCCUUUAUG
This is a messenger RNA of Paramuricea clavata, 523 nucleotides long. Lineage: Eukaryota; Metazoa; Cnidaria; Anthozoa; Malacalcyonacea; Plexauridae. The record is from the annotation of a GenBank genome assembly.